AUGACAACAAAGCAGCUGGAUAAGAUCUUGCUUCCGGAUCUUCUCAAACCCGUGUCCAAGCUUCGGCAUGGCGAGCUGCAGAGCUUUCUCGGCCUGGAUUCCGUUGGAGCCAAAGUUGCCCUUCGAGGUCGCCACGAGGAGUUCCUCUUUACUUCCUUGCAUCAGCCUAGAGCAGAAGUCCAAUCCAGCCUUGCAGAGCUGCCGGCUCCAACGCAAUCCAUGAUGCAGGCCGUAGCUGCCGUUCCGGCAAUAGCGACGGGCAUCGUCCAAACAGCGUUCCCUCGCCUUUGGGGAAUUGUGCAGCCUAUCGUGGAUCCCUUCAGUGAUGAGAAGGAGGGUGACAAAGAGACUGGAUGGUGCAAGUUUCUUCCAAGAGUUCUCCGCGUGUUCUAUUGGUCGGAUGUUGCAACAGUUGCGACCUUGGCCCACAGCCUGUACUACGUUUGCGAUGUGCCUUUGAGGACAUGGCUGCUAGGCGGACUUCUGUUGGGCUUUCCUGUCAGUGACCUGGUGCACCGAAUGGUGAUGAAGGAUGAUCCAAGAUUCAAAGUCGUCCGCUUCACUAUCAAGAAGAUCCGCGGAAGCGCAGAUCCGGAGAAUUUCCAGCUGGACACGGUCGUGCUCUACAACAGGUGUGGUGGUGCGAUUCAUCGCUCGCUUGUGGAUGAGCGGCGCGAAGGAAAUUAUUGGUUUGUGGAGAUUCGUGAUGGCGCAGAGCUUGUCACGGGAUAUCAAAUUGUGACCCACAGGAUUGAGGGUCCGGAGUGUGAUCCUGCAUCUUGGGUUGUCGAGGGCUCGGUGGAUGGAGUCACUUGGCACAUGAUCGACGAGUGCAAAGGUGAGUCUCUUCCUCGGCAGCGCGAAACGGCUUCUGAGCAGUUUGACGACCUGAUGCACAUGCCGGAUGCACAGGCAGCUUUCCGGCAAGGCUUCCUGGCGGAAGUUGCAGCUUGUGCAGGCUCAUUUGCGUGGCUGAUACUCGGAACUUCUUGGGUAAGUGCCGGUACAGAGGCAUGUGUGGAUUCGGCGCCAUAUCUAUGGUACUGGUGCUAUUUUCUCGUUGUUGUCCUCUGGUCCUUCCUUGGAACGGUCACAAUCGGCCUGAUAACAUGUGCUGUGGCCAUGAUUCUCGUCGGCGGGAAGACUACAUAG
Messenger RNA from Symbiodinium sp. CCMP2456, 1152 nucleotides. The record is from the annotation of a GenBank genome assembly. NCBI's taxonomy places the organism in Eukaryota, Dinophyceae, Suessiales, Symbiodiniaceae.